Engraulis encrasicolus (European anchovy) is the source of this 2184-nucleotide messenger RNA. RefSeq names its product inactive all-trans-retinol 13,14-reductase-like. Lineage: Eukaryota; Metazoa; Chordata; Actinopteri; Clupeiformes; Engraulidae. The transcript is spliced from 11 exons. Bases 1 to 1848 code for a protein of 615 amino acids. Gene Ontology annotation, molecular function: oxidoreductase activity. The record is from RefSeq and is a predicted model, not a curated record.
AUGUGGCUGGUUCUGCUAGGAGUAUUCCUCGUGUGGCUGCUCGGCUUCGUUGGGGGAACCUACUGGUUCCUCUUCAGCAAACCCAGCCCGUUCUCCCUGGCAUCGCUGAGGCCCAAAGACCCCCGGGAGAUGGACCAGAAGAAGAGGGACAAGGUGCUGAAGAAAGGCUUCACCAAGGACCGUAUACCAGACGACCUGGACGCAAUCAUCAUCGGGAGUGGAGUAGGGGGCUUGACAGCGGCCGCCUGCCUGGCGAAGGUCGGGAAGAAGGUUCUGGUUCUGGAGCAGCACGACACCACUGGGGGAUGCACCCACUCCUUCGUCGAGAAGGGCUUCGAGUUUGAUGCCGGGCUCCACUAUGUCGGCCAGAUGCACGAGAACGGCCUGAUGAAGGUGGUUUUCGACCAGAUCACAGAGGGCCAGCUGGAGUUCGAUGAGCUGGGCCAGCACUUUGACACCCUCCACAUCGGCCAGGGGGAGGAGCUCCGCAAGUACACGCUCCUCAGUGGCAAGACCGAGAUGGAGGCCCACCUGAAGAAGCAGUUCCCCAACGACACGCAGGCCGUGGAGAACUUCUUCAAACUGAUGAAGCUGGGUGCAAGGCAGAUUCCUUUCCUGGCCUCCCUGAAGCUGGUCCCUCGCUGGCUGGCCCUGCUCCUGCUCAAGUCUGGCAUCGCUGACCGCCUUCUCUCCGUCUACAAGCUGUCGCACACCAGCGCCACCUGGUGGGCAGACCAGCAGACCAGCAACAAGGACCUGCAGGUCAUCUUCUCCUACCUCUUCUAUGGAGCCCCACCUAAGGACUCCAGCAUCCUCAUCAACUCCCUGCUCGUCCACCACUACAAGCGUGGCGCCUACUUCCCAAAGGGGGGCGCCAGUGAGAUCCCUUACCACAUCAGCAACACCAUCCGCAAGUACGGCGGAGAGGUGCUGGUGAGGGCGCCGGUCUCUCGAAUCCUAUUGGAUGCUGAGGGAGCUGCCUGUGGUGUGGCAGUCAGGAAAGGCCAGGAGGAAGUGGAGGUGAGAUCUAAAGUGGUAAUCUCCAACUGCGGCCUGUUCAACACCUUCAACAGGCUCCUGCCCCGUGAGAUCAGCAUGCAGACUGAUAUCCAGGCUCGUCUGAACCUCAUGAAGCCAGGCAAGGGAUGUUUCCUCAUCUUCUGCGGAUUUGAUGCCACUCCAGAGGAGCUCGGACUCAGCCAGGUCACCAACUGGUUCUUCAAGGACAACGACAUGGACAAGAUGAUGGAUAACUUCUUCAGCCUGAGCAAGGAGGACGCCCCAGAGAACAUCCCCAUGAUGUACUUCACCCUCCCCUCUGCCAAAGACACCACCGCCAAGAUCAGACACCCAGGCAAGACCUCCAUGAUCAUGUUGAGCAUGGCGAACUACGAGUGGUUUGAGGAGUGGAAGGACGAGACGGUGAGGAAGAGAGGAGACGACUACAUGGCGUACAAGAUGAGAUUCGCCAACAACAUGUUUGACUGGGCCUGCCAACACUUCCCCAAGCUCAGAGAGAAGCUGGUGUACCAGGAGGUGUCCACCCCUCUGACUAACUCCUAUUACCUGGGCGCUUACCGGGGAGCCAUGUACUCGGCGGAGCAGAACCUGGACCGAUACGACCCCAUAUCCAUGGCCAAGAACCGCUGUGACACGCCUGUCAAGAACCUCUACAUAUCAGGUCAGGACGUGUUCAGCUGUGGUAUUGUUGGGGCGCUGCACGGGGGUCUGCUGUGUGCCUCCACCGUUCUGGACCACAUCAUCUACGUACACCUGCUCUUCAUCAAGAAGAAGCUCAAGUGGGCCAAGGCCAAGGAAGACGCGCGGUCGGCCAAGAAACUGCAGUGAGGACAACAUCCAAUUGGCCAAGAGACCACAGUGAGAACACCCAAUUGGCUGAGAGAUUGUAGUGAGAACACCUGAUUGGACAAGACAUUACGGAAAGAAUAUCCCACUGGCCAACAUACUACAGUGACUUUGCCUAAUUGGAUGACACAUCUCCGUGAGAACACCCCAUUGGCCAAGAGAGUGUAGUGUCGUGACAUUGCCAUGAGAACACCCCAUUGGCCAAGAGACUGUAUUGUCAUGACAUGGCCUGAUUGCACUUGUAUUUAACGUAUUUUACUGUGCUUGCAUGCCAUUGCUUGUACUGUUCAAAAGCGUACUUGUCUUUGACAGUGCAGG